Messenger RNA from Caenorhabditis remanei, 744 nucleotides. RefSeq lists its product as uncharacterized. The coding region runs from base 1 to 744 and encodes 247 amino acids. Gene Ontology annotation, biological process: embryo development. The record is from RefSeq and is a predicted model, not a curated record. NCBI's taxonomy places the organism in Eukaryota, Metazoa, Nematoda, Chromadorea, Rhabditida, Rhabditidae. The transcript has 3 exons.
AUGUCUAUUCAAUUCCUUAAGUUCCCUUGGUUGGCACAACUCGAAGUUCUAAAGCAACUGGAGCUCCAUGAAAUAUUCUUGUUGAGUUUAUGCUCAGAAAAAAUGAAAAAAGUCGUUCAAUGUCUUAACAUGAAACCAACGAACUUGGUGUAUUUAUUUCUGGACAAUGGAGUUGGAGUAGUCGCGAGAUAUGACAACACUCACAAUCAGAUUGACCAUAACUUUGCCAACGUGGAGUUUGUUCCAGCCAUCCCUAGUGAUGAAAUUAAACCUAUGAAGUGCAUGAAAGAAACUUUUGAAGGAGAGUUCUUCCACUCAUUACACUAUUUUGCACCUGAAGAAAUUACAGUUCUAGAAUCCCUCCAACGUCAUAUGAGAGACUUGUUCCGAUUUGACGUUCGUGUUCAGCUGGAGUUAUAUUCUCUUCAUUACUUGAACAUGUCUCGCAUCAUCAAAGACGUCACAGACACUAGUUUUGAUGUAGAAAAGUUGGAUACAGAGCAACUCGAGAACUAUCUGACUAUUCAUCCAGGUCAGGAUAGUCUUCAUUUGACGGCGAAACUCACUGGACCGCAGUUGAGAAGUGAUUCAAAAUUGUGUUCAAUCAAAGGAAUUAUCUACUUCAAAUUAGACUCUGAAGUUAUGGACUGCUCCGAGUGGAUGGAUAUACAACAGGACGGAGGCGGCAAAUGGGCUUCUAUUACGUGGUCACAGAAACAUAUCUGCUUCAUUGUAUGGGACUAA